Lachancea dasiensis is the source of this 1518-nucleotide messenger RNA. Lineage: Eukaryota; Fungi; Ascomycota; Saccharomycetes; Saccharomycetales; Saccharomycetaceae. The record is from the annotation of a GenBank genome assembly.
AUGUCAUCCUUCCCGUUUGAUGGUGUGAAGUUCGCAGCUACACCCGCUGCUCCCAAACCAGAUCCUUCAAACACCAAAUAUGGCGUUAGAACUUCUAACUCGCCUGCUAUCAAGAACGCUCCAUUGCCAGCAGAGGGGCCUAGCUCGAAACACUUUUCCAACUUAACUGUCUUAGCGCUAAUCAUUGGAAUCCCUUUUUAUGCUUCCAGAAAGCUAGGUGGCGGAUUGAAAACUUUCCUAUUCUUUUUCUUGCUGUUUGUUUUGCCCAUUCUCAUGGCGUAUUGGACACUAGCCUCGACGUUCUCGCCACGCUUGAAUGAUAAAUGUCAAUUGCCUGGAAAACCCAUUGAACACUACUUGACUUUCCAUGAUGAACAGCUCGCCAAGAAGUAUCAUGGCAAGAAAAUUCCAAUGGAAACGUUCCACGAACUAUACUUCGCCAAUAAGGUUUCAUUCAAUGGAGAUGCGCUCGAGGUCUUGGAGUUCAGACACGAUUGGUCGCAGUUUUCGUUCACGUUGUCUCUCUUUAGAUUCUUCUUGCUGGGCAUGAUCCCAGAAGUGAUCAUGCAUACAAGAUCGCAAGAUGAAGAACAAGUUAGAGAUCACUAUGACCGUGGUGAUGAUUUCUACGCAUGGUUUUUGGGAUCAAGGAUGGUUUACACCAGUGGUGUAAUCUCUGACAUUGAAUCAGAAGAAUCUCUUGAGCAAUUGCAAGACAACAAGCUGAAAGUUGUUUGCGAUAAGAUCGACUUGCAGCCCGGUGAGUAUCUGUUGGACUUGGGGUGUGGUUGGGGUACCUUGGCCACUUAUGCGUCUAAAGUUUAUAAUGCUAAGGUCACAGGGAUCACGUUGGGAAGAAACCAGACUAAAUGGGGUAACGGGAAAUUGGAAUUGCAAGGUAUCCCUCAAUCUCAAUCGCGCAUUUUAUGCUCAGAUUACAGAGAUACCCCAUUACCUUCUCCAGAGGGCAAGAAGUACGACAAAAUUACUUGUUUGGAAAUGGCAGAACAUGUUGGAAUCAGAAAGUUUGGCUCUUUCCUCAGACAAGUUUAUGCUAUGCUUGAAGAUGACGGUCUCUUCUUCUUGCAAAUCGCCGGUUUGAGAAAAUCGUGGCAAUAUGAAGAUCUUAUCUGGGGUCUUUUUAUGAACAAAUAUAUAUUCCCCGGUGCUGAUGCUUCAACCCCAUUAGAUUUUGUGGUUGCCAAGUUAGAAGCUAAUGGUUUUGAAGUUGUCUCUAUUGACAACAUUGGUGUUCACUAUUCUGCCACUCUAUGGAGAUGGUACAGAAACUGGAUGGGCAACAAGGAUGCUGUCGUUAACAAGUAUGGUAUUAAAUGGUUUAGAAUCUGGGAAUACUUUUUAGCUUCGUCGACCAUCAUUUCUAGGCAAGGUUCUGCCACUUGUUACCAGAUUGUCUUGAGGAAAAACAUCAAUGCUUAUCACCGUGUUGAGUACAUUCCAAAGCAAAAAGGUUUGUUACUACCAAUCAAAGAAGGUGUUACAAACUGGUUUAAAUAA